AUGAGCUUUUGUGUCGAUUUAGUCUCAGAGGAUUCGUUUUAUGAAAAUAUCACUUUAGGUGUAACAAAACUGCUUGAAUCAGAUCCUCGUAUUUCAAAUGUUGCCGUAGAAAGAAGACCUCCAUGUGACCGCGUAGCUCUCUCCAAUUGGGAACAAAAGCAUUCGGCGAUAUUACCUGAUGAUCUUCGUAACUUUUACCUAUCAACAGAUGGAUUUCAGCUUACAUGGCAUUAUAAAUUUACAGCUGAUGAAAUAUUACCAGUUGGAUCGAUACGUGUAAACUCGCUGAAUGAACUCUAUUUAUCGCCUUCUCUGAAAGAUUUGUUGGAUUUUUCUCUAACCCGACAAUCAUCCGGACCGCGUCCCGUUCUCAAUACGAAAAGCAAAGUUUUUGAAUUGGACACAUGUCGGAACAUUGGAAAAGUAUGUUUGAUAUACACCGGCGGCGCGUGGUCGGUGUGGCUGGCAACGCGUGAAGGUGGCUGGGGCUGGCUGGCUGAUUCAUUUACGCACUACUUCAGAAUGGCUUUAGUUCAUCUUGGCUUGCCGGGAUGGCAAGCAGCAUUCGCUAAUUUGCCACUUAUCCCUUGGGCUGAGCAACUAUUUCUUCUACUCGCACCCCAUCUUUUGGAGAAAACAGAUGCGGAUGUUAGUUUGAUAUCUACUGGCAGCGAGACCGGUCUAAACCACAUCGACCCAAACAUAUUUAAGACCUCAGCAAGACAUCAUAAGAAUAAUGCAAGAGCGGCUAACUAAUGAUUGUUUUCGUUCACACUGACUUUAGUAUCAUCAAAACAGAUGAAAAAUAUUUAAAAGAAAUAUGAAAAUAACAUGUCAUAAUGAUUUCAGUAACGAAUGUUUGAUUUAUUUUUUCGGUUAUACUUUUAUGAAGGAUUGAUAAACACAGAUAAACGAAUUUGGAGCGCAUCAGCAAUGAAGUUUAUUGAAAUUGUAGAAAUAUGAUAUAAAACAAAAAAUAAAGCGAAAAAAAAAAUAAAAAGCCCUUUACUUAUGUAUAGUAUAUUGAAAAAUCCUCGAUACAAUAAAAUCUGUAGCUAAAUAACAAAACAAAAUGGACGGAAUGUGAGAUUCUUAAUGAAGUACGAGCUAACUUGAAGCUUAUCUAAUACAUAGAUAUUCAAUAGCAAAAUAUUUUAAAAAUUGCAAAAGCCGUAACAUUAAUAAAAAUUAUUUUAAUUACAUAUUAAACUGGUUAUUGCUACCUUAAAAUUACACUGGUUUAUCACAUGAUUAUAUUUAAUGUGAUAGCACUGUGAUGAGACUGUCUUUAUUUUUACAUAAAAAUAAGCAUAUUUCUAUGAACUAUCCGUGCAAAAUUUAUAUGCUAUAUUAAUACAAAUGCUAAACAUUCUAUAAUUAAAUGCAAAAAUACUAAUUAGGGUAUAAAAUCAGUUAGCUAAUUUACAAUAAGUCAGAAACUUAAUAUAGGCCUUGAUCUUACAUUAAAUUAAUUCCAUUUUAAUACAAAUACUGUAGCUAGUUUUUUAUCUAGUGUCUACGUUCUACUCGAUAAUAAAAAAUAAUAAUUCGAAGGCUUAUUUUAAUAUGCAAUAUUGAUAAUACAAGAUGCCACAUUGUCCUUAAUUAAAAAGCUAUUUUUGUGCUUUCGUUCACACAUUUUCAAUGACCUUAAAAUAUCUUAUACGAGAUUAUAUUUGGUGGGAAAUUGAACACCAUUUUUAAGCAUGUGAAUAAUUCGUUAAGUGGAAGUUUGUCUGUAGAGUGGAAAACCUUUGUAUUAUGCAUAUUUACAAUCAAAAGUGCAACAAAUUUAUUAAGAUAUACAUAUUACAAAGGUAGGUAGGUAGUAGUAAUGAAAAAAGUUUUAAUAAAUGGUAACAUUAUGUGAAGAAGGUAUGGAAUGAUUAAAUAAAUUAAGAUCAUAUAUUUUAUGGCAUCAGACUUAACUAAUUAAUACAUAAUCUACUGUUUUUUUAUAAAAUUCAAAAACGAAUGUGAAAAUUGAUACUUGAUAGAUGUUCUUAAUUAGAAAAAAAAAAAAAA
Molecule: messenger RNA, 2025 nt
Organism: Zerene cesonia (dogface butterfly)
Lineage: Eukaryota; Metazoa; Arthropoda; Insecta; Lepidoptera; Pieridae
Product: tubulin polyglutamylase complex subunit 2
Exons: 5
Coding region: 1-756 (251 amino acids)
Biological process (GO): protein polyglutamylation
Source: RefSeq, a predicted model, not a curated record